Molecule: messenger RNA, 1250 nt
Organism: Pseudovirgaria hyperparasitica
Lineage: Eukaryota; Fungi; Ascomycota; Dothideomycetes; Acrospermales; Acrospermaceae
Exons: 1
Coding region: 323-1051 (242 amino acids)
Molecular function (GO): acyltransferase activity, transferring groups other than amino-acyl groups
Source: RefSeq, a predicted model, not a curated record
UCCUGCUGUGACUCCAACCUCUUGUAAAAGUAUGGGCCCGGCUUUGUUUGCAAUUACUGUCACUCCUGUUGUUGAUCCUCGUCUGCGCCGUCCUUGAAGGAGACGCGAUUACCCCGCGCACUGAUGCCAUCAGUCCACCUCAGAAGAUUUAUACUCUAGGUCGCUACGGAGUCAUCUCCUCGUCUGCUCCUUCGUCAACAAGGACGCACUAACGAUCGGUACAACCAUACUUCGACUUCAACCAUUAUACUUAUCUUCUACAAUAUCCUUUCUCCCAGAUCUCAUAUUACCUUCGAAGGUCCUCCUCGAUCCAGUCGUCACGAUGUCGGUCGAUAUCCUGGCGCCACCAGGAGACGUCCUACACAACUACAUUCAUGAGAAGCGUCACGAUGAACAACCAGAAGAAAUACCAGAAAUAUUCCGCGAUGCAAUGGCUGUCCGGGAGGAGGUCUUCGUCGACGAACAGGCCUGCUCGUUAGUCAACGAGGUUGACGACGACGAUGCACGCAGCUGGCACUGGGUCGUAUACGUCUCCGUUGCGAACAACCGCAAGAACAGCAGCACCAACAAUGUCGGACAUGCAUCCGAACGCAAGGACUCUGCAGAUGCGAGUGCGACCCGCAAGCCCGUCGGUACUCUCAGACUCGUGCCUCCGCCGCAUGGAAAGCAUCCACACGACGGCGACUUCCAGCCCACCCCUGCAUACCACGAACCAUACGUCAAGCUCACUCGUUUGGCGCUCAGCAAGGAUUAUCGUGGUAAAUAUGGUUUAUCGAGACUGCUCCUUUCCGAGGCGCUCAAUUACGCGAUCAAUAACGCGGCGCAAAUAUAUCGUGCUCCCAGUCCGGCCCGACUGGAGCAGAUCAAGUUGGAGGGCGAUGCGAAUGGCCUGGAAGAGGGUUGGAAGGGGCUUGUAUUGGUACAUGCACAGAAGCAGCUCAAAACGUUUUGGGAAAAGACAGGUUUCACACACGAUGAGGGGUUAGGAGAGUGGGAUGAGGAAGGCAUCAGACAUAUUGGAAUGUGGCGUAGGAUACCACUGAAAGAGUAGAAAAGCGGUUGAGAGAUAUGUGUAAGGUUUCGUCUUAGGAGAGAGGACCUCGUUUGAUACCCAUAGUAGUACAGCUACAUUUCCUUGAUAACUUGGAGUGUGGAGGUUUUCGCGAGACCAAGUCAGCAUACAUAAGUAGACCAAUUCAGCCGUAUACUAGACCUGUUUAUGAUAGACUAAUAAUAGCAAAAUGUUCAGC